This is a messenger RNA of Nerophis lumbriciformis (worm pipefish), 2675 nucleotides long. Its product is annotated as G-protein coupled receptor 4. Gene Ontology annotation, cellular component: membrane. The record is from RefSeq and is a predicted model, not a curated record. Gene Ontology annotation, molecular function: G protein-coupled receptor activity. NCBI's taxonomy places the organism in Eukaryota, Metazoa, Chordata, Actinopteri, Syngnathiformes, Syngnathidae. Gene Ontology annotation, biological process: G protein-coupled receptor signaling pathway.
UCACCUCAUUCUUUUAAAAAUGACUGAAACACCUGGGCUGCACGAGUACUGUUCACAAAUGGUUCACCUCCAUAUCUUUAGGCUGCACUAGGCCUACUACCGUGGCUACCUUUGGCUCUAAGGUGCGCCAGAAAGCCUGAACAGGUCAGUUAGUGUAGGCUGCACUCGCAGUCUGUACUCGACCUGCUAGCGUGGUUAGCUCUAAGCAGCCAGCUAACCAAUAUGUGCCGGAGAGCGUUGAGUUAGCGGUGUUAUACAUAAAUCUAAAAAAUAUAUCACUUUGGCUAAAAGAAUAGGGGAAUUCCGCUAAAUAGCGCACGUCUGGGAUCCCUGUAUAAUUUGCCCCAGUUGAGUCAUGACAUCGUUGUAUUUUUUUUUUUCACCGACUUAACAGCCAUUUGUAAUGGAAAUUAAACCCUCUUAUUUGUUUCCAUUUUCCCCGGAAAUUCCCCAUUUGUUAAAAUGAAAAUGUUAAAAGUUAAAGUCCCAAAAAUAGUCACACACACUUGGUGUGGUGAAAUUAUCCUCUGCAUUUGACCCAUCCCCUUUUUUACCACCUGGGAUGUGAGGGGAGCAGUGAGCAGCAGCGGUGGCCGUGCUCAGGAAUCAUGUUGGUGAUUUAACCCCCAAUUCCAUCCUUGAUGCUGAGUGCCAAGCAGUGAGGUAAUGGGUCCCAUUUUUAUAGUCUUUGGUAUGGGUUUGAACUCACAACCUUCCAGUCUCAGGGUGGACACUCUACCCACAAGGCCACUGAGCAGGUCUCACAAGGCCACUGAGCAGAUCUAAGGCCACUGAGCAGGUCUUGUCAGGUAUGCUCUCUCAUGACAAAUAUCAGUAAACAACUGGACAACGCUUUGAGUUGUUUUUCCAUUUUGUUUGUUUUCAGCAGCACUACUGUUUUGGUUAAUUUUGUACCAAACAAAGUCACGAUUUUACAAACAUUAUUACUUUUCUGCCUAAUGCUGUGUGUCAGAGGAAACAUGCCGUAGGCUGCAGCCGUUUAAGUUGACACACAGCACACACAAGGGAGAAGAGGGCAUUGGAGGUUUAUGAGCACCAUCGAGCAGUUGUGGAGGAACUCUCAUAAGAACAAUUUUGUUCCAAAAUGAACAAAAAAAUUGGGCUCCAGAAAAAAGGCCACAUUUCUUAUGCAGGGCAAAAAGGCAGGUGCUUGUGUUCGUGCUUGCUGAUGCAUACAUUUAUUAAAGAUGUCCAUGUGUCAAAUGCCAAUAACUAAAGGACAUAAGUGAUAGCCAUGCAUGAAGCGAGCCUGAUCGCCACGUCUCCCUGUUUGCUGAAAGAGAGUGUGUGUUUUUGUUCUGUGCACGAUAGGCGUUCUCCUGCCUCAGGAUGUUGCCCUUAAGGCUGAAAACGUUGACUUCCUGUGGUAGGAAACGAUCAAAGAAUGGACAAAAGUUGGUCCAGACGUCGUGUUCCCAGCACUUGCUGAGCGCAGGUCGUAGCAGCAACAGUGAAAUUGAGAGCGAGCCGCAUCCUGAGGUGAGCAAGCUUAAACUGGAGUGGAUUGUUGUUCACGUGAUGGCCACCUGCUCUGUGCUGAUUUGCGAGUUGGAACCCAACUAGAAAGGAAAAUGACAUAAAGAACUCACAUGUGAAGGCGUUUGUCCAGCAGAGACAUGUCCAAUAACAGCUGCGGCCUUCCCUUGGACACAGACGUCUUUGGCCUGACUUGCAUCUAUGGCCUAGUCUUCUCCUUGGGCCUGCCCAGCAACCUGCUGUCCCUGUGGGGACUCUACCACCUGGGUCGCACAGGUAACGGAGGCUGCCAGCGAGUCUACAUCCUCAACUUGCUGCUGUCCGACCUUCUGCAGUUGCUCACCCUGCCCUUGUGGAUCCUGUACCUUCAGGGUGGCCACCGCUGGCCCUACGGCCCACUUCCUUGCGAGCUGGUAGGCUACGUGUUCUACGUCAAUGUCUACGCCAGCGUCAUGUUCCUGUGCCUGAUAGCGCUGGACCGCUGCCUGGCCAUCGUGUUCCCAAUAAGCAGUCGCAGGGUGAGGACGAUCAAGGUGGCCGCGGUGUCAGGCGUGGCAGUGUGGAUGCUCACCUUUCUCUUCUGCCUGUUUGGACUUCUGCCGUCUGUUUUCGACCCGGAUCGAUUGCUGUGUUUGGAGCAGUAUCCAGUCAGCCCCAAAUACGCCCACUUCAAAAUCACCACUGUGGCUCUGGGAUUCCUGUUGCCGUGCACCAUACUUGGCUACACCUCAGCCCACAUCGGAGUGACCCUUCGCCGCUCUCCCUCCUUGUCGGCCCACGAGCGCCACAAGAUUGUGGGCAUCCUGGUGGUGAUCACAGUCAACUUCAUUGCCGUGUUCGGACCCUACCACCUGGUGGGCGGCUACAGAUUUGCCUCGCUGCUGCAGGCCGACGAGCCGUGCGCCCUGGAGCGCUCCAUCUUCCUGCUCUACCGACUGUGCUAUGGGAUGACCAGCCUCAACGCACUGCUUGAUCCUCUCUUCUACAUUUUUCUGUGUGCCGACGCCCGGCUGGAGCUGCGGAGGUCACUACCCUGCUCAGGCCGGGGCCAAAGCGCUCGCAAACAGAUGACUUUGACCACGACAGUUCACCAGGAAGCCAAGGAACAGAGGGAAAGCGACCAUAAUAAUCUUUCAGUUGCAUAGAUCAGGUUUGAGACCCAGCAAACCUCCCUUCAG